Molecule: messenger RNA, 906 nt
Organism: Gongylonema pulchrum
Lineage: Eukaryota; Metazoa; Nematoda; Chromadorea; Rhabditida; Gongylonematidae
Source: the annotation of a GenBank genome assembly
AUGUACGAGCAGGAUCAGUGGGUUGCUGCUAGCGGAGAUAGUGAUGAUCUGAGUCAAAAAUGGGAUGCUGCUGCUUCUGCGGCCAGCACUAAUCCAUAUCGAUGUGUUGUGGAUGGUGUCGAGAUGGAAUGGAAUCAGAUCAGCCAACAGUGGUUACCUGUUGUUGAGGUAAACGAGGACUUCUUGGCUCAGUAUCAUUCAAAUUAUGGCAUUCAGUACGAUUUUGGCGAAAAAGAAGGGCCAAGCACAGCAGACAAAGCGGCGGAAGAGAAGCACGAAGAAAAUUCGAAAAAGAAUGCCAAAAAACAUAAGACACACGACAAAAAUGAAAAACAAGGUUGGGUUGAAUUGGAAGACGAAAGGAACACUUCUGUGUAUGUAUCCAACUUGCCGCUGAACAUUACGGAGGAAUCAUUUGUGGAACUGAUGAGUAAAUGUGGUGUGAUACAGCGGGAUGCGAGGACAAAUAAGUUAAAAAUCAAACUGUACAAAGAUGAAGACGGGUCGUUGAAAGGAGACGGACGGUGUUGCUAUAUAAAGAAGGAAUCGGUCGAUCUGGCUUUGGAUAUUUUGGAUGGCUGGAAUGUAGAUGGGAAAAAGAUUUCGGUUGUGAAAGCGAAAUUUGUAAUGAAAGGAGAAUUUGAUCCAACCAAGAAGAAAAAGAAGCUUACAGCAGCACAGAAAAAGCGUUUCAUGGAAAGGCAGGAAAGGAUUUUUGAUUGGAAGCCAGAAAAACCACGAAAUUAUCGUCCAUUGAGCGACUGUACAAUCAUUAUGAAGAAUAUGUUUACGCUCGAACAAAUGAUGAAGAAUGCUGCACUGCUGCUGGAUUUAGAGGAAGAAACAAGAAAAGUGUGCGAACGAUUUGGAGCAGUCAAGAAAGUCGUCGUUCACGACGUAAGUUAA